Messenger RNA from Epithele typhae, 1419 nucleotides. RefSeq lists its product as uncharacterized. The transcript is spliced from 3 exons. The coding region runs from base 1 to 1419 and encodes 472 amino acids. Lineage: Eukaryota; Fungi; Basidiomycota; Agaricomycetes; Polyporales; Epitheliaceae. The record is from RefSeq and is a predicted model, not a curated record. Gene Ontology annotation, molecular function: DNA binding.
AUGAACGCCGACGCAGACUCUCUCCCACAGAAGUCGUCUCCGAAUCGCCUCCUGCGGUCCGCAUUCAAUGCCCAACCACCGAGCUGGAAGGCGGAGCUCCCCGACGUACCCGUUGUUCUCAAACCAGUCAACCGCACCGUCGCAAGCCCGGAGCAGGUCACCGUCCUCCGCGCCUGGUACGAGAAAACGGGCCCAGAACCGACGAAGGCGGAGAUGAAUGAGGCGUCGUCUGAAACUGGCCUGAACCCGAAGUGGAUUCGGAACUGGAUUGGACGACAGCGGCGGAAGAGGCCGUCACCGACCAAGAGCAAAGGGACGCGGAAAUACUCGUUGAGCCCGAAGCCCACGCCCUGGCCGACGCACGGAGACUCGAGGGGUACUGGGGCUCAAGUUGCUGGCUGGCCCAUGGAGGCGGAGCAAUUCUCACCACCGUCGACGGCCACAGAGGAGACUUCAACCGACUCACUGAAAGCUCAACCGCUUCUCAUAGGCAACCCUGUUUCUCUGUCUGCACCGCCGUUUGGCUGUGGCGAACCCUCUGGCGGCAUGGAUGCAUCUGGACAAUUCGACUCGGACUUACCUCCAUCCGAGCUCUCUGAUGCGGCCCGUCUGUACGAUGACGUGCGUUCUCGUCCUCCAAACGAACGUCCGACGGUGCCGUCCGUCGCUUCCGACCCCCUCGCCCCUCGAACGUUGCGCGAAGCAGAGCUCGUCGCCGCAUAUAUGAACUCCUGCUCCGCCACUGCGCCCCUAGACACUCUCGUCAUGCCCCACCUAGACCUCGAUUUCUCCUGCGACCCCACGGUCUCCCAGCUCGCGUUCCUGCAUAGUGUUCUCUACGAGCCCUUCCAACCGUCUCCCGCUUUAGACGUGCCUCUCCCCCUGCCGGUCAACGCUUCGGAUGACCUGGACUCGCUGUCUCAUAUGCUGCCGAUGGACAACAUCCCUGACCUUUGGUACCCGCCACUCGACCCGUCUACGUCCACGUCCACGCCCACGCCCGAGGCGGAGUCGGCUAUUGACCAUCCCGCACACACCCCAGUGGCGUACCAGAUAGAACUCUCGAGGUUGGCGACAUGGUACAAGAGCAUGCAAGACGCGGGCGCAAGUGUCUCCUUCGGGGAGUCUAGCUCACUGCGCGCUGUGGCGAACGCUGUUGGUGGUACAUACGUGUCCUUGGUGGAUCACCAUAUGGACGACGUCCGCCGUUGUCUAGAGAAUGUCAAUGCAACGGCUGACACUCCUCGUUCUCUGCAUUCCUCCGGGUCCAGCGUGGACGGGGACAGCGAGGAUGAGGAGGAAGCGGUUACGCCGUCAGAGGAGAUGCAGUUCACGUUUGGGCUUUUCGAGGAGUACGAGUCGUCCGCUUCUUGGGCGCAGGAAAAGGGCAAGGGUGUUGAAGGCGCCGGCACUGUAUGA